GACACCGUGAGCUUUGAGCACCCUCGUCUGCAAGUUGCUACCAUGGAGAUCAGCCGAGCUGGAGAGGCUCAGAGUAACGGCGAGUCUUGCACCACGUGGAGUGCGCUGUCCUCAGGGCGCACCGCCUCCAUCCGCAGCAAAUCGCCACAAUCAAUCCUGGCUCUCUUUGGCCCUCAAAUGACCCACCGGGAGAAGCUGGAGCUUGUCGCCAUACAGGAAGUAUGGUACUUUGCGCUCCGCAACAGAUCCCGGGGACCAAACAACGAUGGAUACGACGACCACGAACAUCAUUACAUUCCGGUCCAGCAUGAGCACCUCCACUACUGCUAUGAGGUGCUGAAGAAGAUUGGGUACGGAGGUCAAGGCCAGGUGAUCCGGUGCCUUGACCACAUGAGGAACACCCUGGUGGCCGUGAAGAUCUUGGUAUCACCAUUGAGGUAAGAAUUCAGAGCGGUGUUGUCACAAGGACGACGUUGUUGUUCAGUCCUUUGCUGUGGGCGGCCGUGUGAUGAGGUGGUGACAACUCGUGCCUCACAGAGGGUAGAU
Lethenteron reissneri (Far Eastern brook lamprey) is the source of this 546-nucleotide messenger RNA. RefSeq names its product dual specificity tyrosine-phosphorylation-regulated kinase 3-like. Gene Ontology annotation, biological process: peptidyl-threonine phosphorylation; peptidyl-serine phosphorylation. Lineage: Eukaryota; Metazoa; Chordata; Hyperoartia; Petromyzontiformes; Petromyzontidae. Gene Ontology annotation, cellular component: nucleus; cytoskeleton; cytoplasm. Gene Ontology annotation, molecular function: protein serine/threonine kinase activity. The record is from RefSeq and is a predicted model, not a curated record.